UUAAUUUGAGAGUUGGCAGUUUUUGUAAGUGGAAGUAGAAAUGAAGUUUUGAGAUGCAUUAGCAAAUGCAUCUCCAACAGAACGGGGGUUUGAGGAAACGGAGUAGGACCCACUGUCAGUGUAAAGUGAUGUUAGGCAAAAAAAAAAAAGAAAAGCUUGUAUACGGGUAUAUGGUAUAAUACAACAAUGUAAUACUAAAUUUCUUUUUACUUUAUAUUAUAUUUGACCUUGGAAUUAGUUGUUUGACUCCAAUGUCCUCAUUUUAUUUUUUUUACUUUUCACAGUCAACCCAUUUUUCUUGGUUUACCAUUUUUACUCCAUUUUUUUUUUGCUUGAGAGGAGGUAAGUUCAGAGAGGGCGCGCAAGACUUCAUGGUCGAAAAUGGCAAGGAAGAUGCUAGUGAUGGAGGAUCCGGUGUUAACAGACCGUACGGAGGACUGUGAUGAGCUCUUCGGUGGUGGUAGCGGCCGCAUUUUUGGUGACGAUGUCGACAACAACGCUACCAUUGAAGACCAAGUGGAGCACGAUAGAGCCGAGGAAGAUGAAUUGGAGUUUGCUUUAGACGCAUUGCUGAAGGAGGUAAAUGUUGGAGAAGAGUCCUACAAGACUCCUACGAAAGGGAAGAGUACGGUGGCCAUUAGUUUUGAGAUUGAGGAGUUUGCAAAUGUAGAGGUUUCUCUUCCCCCUCCUAAUGUUGGAAUGGUAUUUGAUAGUUGGAAAAAAAUAGAUGAAUACUUUCGGAAUUACGGGAAGCAAGAAGGUUUUGGGGUGGUUCGAUCAAGUGGAACCUUUGUAGGUAAAGGUGUUAAUGCCAAGGAGAAGAAGAGUGUCACAUGGACAUGUGAGUGUUUUGGUAUGCCCGGUAGGAAGAGCAAGAAAACCGGUCCCACCUUUGUCUCGGAUUCACAAAUAAGUGAGGAACUUGUUAAAAGGAAGAGUAAAAAAGUUCAAUGCCCGGUCAAAUUAUAUGCAAAGGUGAACGAGGGUGGUGAUUGGGUAAUUGAUAAAGUCGAGCUAGAGCAUAAAGGUCACGCACCUACACCGGGCAAGUCCAAGAACAUCACCAAGUUUAGGAAGAAAUUCUUGAUGGACAACCCGCAUUGGUAUUGGGCGACACGCGACCUGUACCAGGUAGCGGUCCAUCAUUCCUCAGAAAUCCCAUGAAUUUCCACUUUCUAUAAAAUGGGGGAAGUUCAUUACUUAAAAUUUCCUAGGAAGUUCAAUUUUUUGUGGAAGAUCAAUUUUCCAAUCUAUACUUGUUUUUUGGUCCUCAAAUACGAUUCGAUGUCUAAUAGUUAUUUUCAUCAUAGGU
Chenopodium quinoa (quinoa) is the source of this 1312-nucleotide messenger RNA. RefSeq lists its product as uncharacterized. Lineage: Eukaryota; Viridiplantae; Streptophyta; Magnoliopsida; Caryophyllales; Amaranthaceae. The record is from RefSeq and is a predicted model, not a curated record. Bases 382 to 1164 code for a protein of 260 amino acids. The transcript has 2 exons.